Pararge aegeria (speckled wood butterfly) is the source of this 578-nucleotide messenger RNA. RefSeq lists its product as uncharacterized. The transcript is spliced from 3 exons. The record is from RefSeq and is a predicted model, not a curated record. NCBI's taxonomy places the organism in Eukaryota, Metazoa, Arthropoda, Insecta, Lepidoptera, Nymphalidae. The coding region runs from base 23 to 550 and encodes 175 amino acids.
GUUAUUUAUUAAAAUAAAAAUUAUGGGGUGGUUAAAGAAUAAAUUCCUUAAAAUAUGCGCUAUAUUAAUUUUUGAAUCCGCUAGCAGUAUAUAUUGCUUACAUGUAGUUCCUACGUCGUAUCCCUGUUGCGAUAAUAUAGGUUCAAUAUCAAACUUUGGUACUGGUGUGAUAUCUACUCCAGUAUAUCCACUCAAUCUGGAUUCUGAAACUGAUCCCUUCAAAAGUGGCCAAAAAGCAUUCGGACUUGUGAUGCCACCACCAUUUGCACCCGACGAUGAUACAAGUGCUGGAUAUCAGACCAAGGCCUACAGUUGUUCCUUGAUACCGUGUCUCGAAGAAGAAACGACAGGGACAGUGUGCGCCUGCAAUUUUAAUACGGGCAAUGUUGUUACUUUUAAAAAUAGUUGCGAUGUAAAAAAACACAAUUGUCGCUUUAAUACAGCAUUCAAGGUUAUUCUAAACGAGAUUUGCCCGUGGGAAUUUGAAUCGAGGCGAAGUAAUAAAAUAUUUGAAGUAAAUUAUAACGAUCCUAAAUACUAUAAUAAAUAAAAAUUAAAUACAACAUGAACAAAGAAAG